Rhodotorula graminis WP1 is the source of this 3525-nucleotide messenger RNA. RefSeq lists its product as uncharacterized. The transcript is spliced from 3 exons. Bases 1 to 3525 code for a protein of 1174 amino acids. The record is from RefSeq and is a predicted model, not a curated record. Lineage: Eukaryota; Fungi; Basidiomycota; Microbotryomycetes; Sporidiobolales; Sporidiobolaceae.
AUGGCGGGCGCAGCGGGAGCAGUCGCCGCGAGCGCAGGCUGGCUCGACUCGGCCCCGCUCCGCGACUACUGGACCGCGCUUGCGGCAGUCCUGGCCCUCUGUCUGCUCGCCUACCUGACCAACCCGACACCGGCGUCCUUCUCCACCCACGUCACGUCCCUGUGCUUCCACGCCCACAUCCGCCGCUGCGACCAACUCCCGCUCCACGCCGACUCGCACGGCAAGCAGGCGGCGACGACCCGUGCAGGCGGCACCGCGACCACCAACGGCACCUCGACAACCAGCGCUCACCCCAACGGCAAGGACCCGUCGAACCCGCCAGCGUCGGCGGCGACACACGGCAGGCGCAAGGGCCAAGCCGUAGUCGCCGUCGACCCUCGCGCUGCCGCCAAGCGCGCCGUCCCCGACCGCCACGUCCUGUCGUUCUCGAACCGCAUCAACCUGUCGAUCAAGACGCACACGUACAGCUACACGUCGUACCACCUGUUCAGCACCGUCUUCGUCCCCUCGACGCGUCCACCGCCCGCGUCGGCCGGCCUGCGCAAGCAGCAGCGCCGGCACCCCGAGCUGAGCGCGCUCCUCGGCCUCGGCGGCGAGCUGUGGCUCGGCCUGUUCGGCAACUGGUACGCGCUGCGGUGGUGGGCCGGGUCCGAGGGCGAGGACGGCGAGCGCAAGGGCCGGCUCGAGACGGGCGUGCGCGAGAUGAGCAUCGAGGACGACGAGCGCGAUGCCGACUUCCCGACCUCCUCGGCCAACCCUUCGACUGCCGCAUCCGCCUCUGGCGCCUCGACUCCCGCCUCGCAUCCCCUGUCGCACAACCCUUCCAGCUCUAUCGACCACCGUGUAUCCGUACCCCUCUCCUCCACCGUCGACCCGACCUCGCCGCCGUCCCCAACCAAAACCUCGCCCGCCGCCGCCCGUCUCUCGAAGCGCGUCUUCCGCGCCGGCCAACGACGCUCGAGCCCGACGAGCCUCACGCGCCUCAAGACCAAGGCCGAGCACGCCGCUCGCGAGGCGGCCGAGGCCGAGCGCGCCGCGACCGACGACGCCGCGUCGACCACCAAGGGCGCGGCGGGCAGCUCGCUCGGCGCCGGCUUGGGCGACGCCGCCGGCAACGGCCUGUGCGGCGCCCCGGCGACGGACCCGAUCGUCGUCGAGCUCCAGGCGCAGCUCGACGAGCUGCGCGCGUCGGCCGUCGAGUCGGAGAAGCGCCUCCAGGACGAGCUCGAGGUGCUGCGCGGCAAGAAGCGCGACGAGGACGCGUUCCGAGCCGAGCUCAAGGCCAAGACGAAGCAGCUCGAGGAGGCCAAGCGGGCCGCCGAGGCGUCGCGCGUCGAGGCCGAGAAGGAGCUGUCGGAGCGCAAGGGCGUCGUCAAGGAGGCGCAGGGGCGCGUCGACAAGCUGCGCGACGAGAUCCGCGCGCUCGAGCGCAAGGGCCUCGAGGCGAUCGAGCGCAAGGAGAAGAAGAAGCGCGAGCGCAAGGAGCGCGAGAAGAAGUUGCGGGACGACGUGGCCAAGAAGCGCGACGAGCUGAGGGAGAAGGAGGAGGGCCUCGCCGACGUCAUGCGCAAGGUCGGCGAGAUGGAGCGCAAGCUCGAGGUGCGACGUGCGCUCCUCGCCGGCCGGCGCGCCGAGCUCGCCCAGUACGCCGUGUCGGGCAUGCGCGGCGGCGGCAUCGGCGUUGCUCCCGGCGGCGCCAUGUACGGCAUGGCCCCGCCGCACCUCCUCCCGGCCACGGCGACGCUCGGCGGCGUCGGCGCCAUGGCCAACGCGUUCGCGGCCCCGUUCGGCCAGGGCGGGUACGGCCGGCGCAACUACCCUUACGUCCACCCGCUCUCGGCCAACAACUCGCGCCCGACGAGCAUCCGCUCGGGCCACUUUGACCCGCACACGGGCGCGUUCCAGUCGGCCCCGUCGUCGCCCACCAUGUCGCACCCUGUGUCGCCUCACGACGACCCGUCGCCGUACGCCGCCCACCACUCGAACGGCGCGUCGGACCCGACCGGCGGGUGGCCGACCUCGUUCCCGAGCGCCGCCAACGGCGGCUCGCACGCCCUGCCCCAGUCGGGCGCCGCCGGCGCAGGUCACGCGGCCGGCUUCCUCGAGCACCGCAUGCAGCACCGCGCCGCGCACGGCGACGAGGUGCUCCCGGCCCACUUCCUGCCGUUCGACUUUGACGGCCUCGGGCCCGCCGCCGACGCCGACAACGAGCCGUCGCCUCAGCACCGCACGACACGCGCCGGGUCGCUCUCGAACGAGGCCGGCCUCGACGACCACUCGCCGGGCGGGACCGCGGUCGGCAAGCCUCGCACGCUCGCGCUCCCGAUGCAGUACCUCGACUCGGGCCUGCUCGCCGGCACCGACUCGCCCGGGCUCAUGGACGGCCCGUUGAGCCCGAUGACGCCGCACCAGACGAGCCUCAUCCCGAGCCAGCUGUUCCACCUCCUCGACGAGGACGAGGACGACGACGGCCUGUUUGUCGUUCCCGACUCGCCGACGCUCCGAGCCGGCGUCGGCAUGGGCCUCAAGGGCGUCGCCGACUGGCAAGGACUCGGUCUCGAUGCGGGCGCGCUCGGCGGCGGGCGGCGGGCGAGCGAGGAGGUCAAGCGCGAGGAGCCGGCGCCGGCGGUCGAGGACGCAGGCGACGAGCAGGCGGCCGACAAGGAGGCGCCGGUUGAGCGUCAGCGCUCCCCGCCCGUCCUCUCGCCUCGCGUCGAGGCGUUCGUCAACGCUGAGAUGGCCUCGACGACGACGUCGCCGAUCGGCCCGCCGCCGUCGUCGCCGUUCUCGCCCUGGGCGGCCGACCCCAUCGGCCCUCCCUCGGCGACGCCCUCGCCCGCCAUGACGCCCGCCACGAUCGGGUUCGACCUGUCGGCGCUCAAGGGCAUGUCGGCCGCGCCCGGGAGCGGCGGCGCGCACGCGCUGCACCGCGUGUCGCCGUCGCAGGACCUCGACGACGACCUGCCUCGCGCCGGCCUGUCGCUCAACCCGGGCGCCAAGGCGUUCGCGUUCCCGUUCGCGCAAUCGCACACGCGCACGUCGUCGGUCCCGUCGCCGCCGGCGUCCAUGGCGGCGGCUGUGCGCGCAACCCGCUCCGGCACCAUGUCGUCGUUCCCGGGCUCGGGCGACGGGCGCUCGGCGUCGACGACGACGGUCCCGUCGCCCAUCGCCGCCGCACCCGCCAUCCCUGCGCCCGUCGGCAGCGGCCUCGCCCUCUCGCCGCCGGCCAAGUCGCGCAUGGAAUUCGCCCGCGUCGUCUCGGACCCGGCCGUCACCUCGACCUCGUCCUCGGUCUCGGCUGCCGGCAUCGCCGCGCCGCUCUCGGCCCGCCUGUCGCCCGGGUUCGACUGGCCCUCGGUCGCGUCGGGCUCGCCCGUCUUUGCGGCGCCACAGGCCCCGGGCGCAUCCCUCGUCGGCGGCGACAAGGUCCCGACGCCGACCUCGGCCACGUCGGCCGCUCCCGGCUCGGCGCUCUUCAACCCGUUCGACGAGGAGGACGAGCUGCUCGGCCCGCUCAGGAAGUGA